AUGGCUACCCACCGUCACUAUUAUCAGCCCGCCGCUGCCAUGCACAUGCCGUCCAAGGCACCGGGCCCAGCAAACAUGUACCCUGUGUCUCGGAUGCCAAGAUCGCCGCCAGAGUAUUCCGACGCCAGCACUACCGCCGGCAGUCGUUCUUCUGGCGGACUCACCUUUAGCUCCGCCGGCGGCGAUUACGACUCCAGCUCGGCAUCGUACUCUGGCGUGGAUGUCGUGGAUGUCCUGAACGAACGGAUGCAGAAUUCCUUCGAUCCGACACCUCUGGAUCGAGGACUGGCGAAGCAGGCACAAACUUCUGGUCACCUCAACGCAAAGCAGCAAGAGCUGCUAGAACUGCAAGCCCUAGCCCAGCGCCGGCUGAAGGGGGUACGAGCCAACUUCAAUGAAGGACUCAAGACAGCCCGCGAAACUAAGCGAGAUCUCGAAUGGACGCAGAAGCGUGUCAGCGCGCUGAAGAGCAAGGCCGAGAAGGCCCACCCGGACGAAUACCGACGGGCCUCGAAGAAGUACACCUUUGACGACUACUGA
Penicillium maclennaniae is the source of this 540-nucleotide messenger RNA. Its product is annotated as KxDL motif-containing protein. Lineage: Eukaryota; Fungi; Ascomycota; Eurotiomycetes; Eurotiales; Aspergillaceae. Gene Ontology annotation, biological process: regulation of protein localization; endosome organization. Gene Ontology annotation, cellular component: endosome; BLOC-1 complex. The coding region runs from base 1 to 540 and encodes 179 amino acids. The transcript has 3 exons. The record is from RefSeq and is a predicted model, not a curated record.